Molecule: messenger RNA, 7260 nt
Organism: Macaca mulatta (Rhesus monkey)
Lineage: Eukaryota; Metazoa; Chordata; Mammalia; Primates; Cercopithecidae
Source: RefSeq, a predicted model, not a curated record
UGUGAUUCCAGGGUAAGGUAAUAUAUCUGAAUACUAAAGGACAUCAAUUCUUCAAUCAACUCUGAAAUAUUUAAAGCCAUAUCUCUUGUUAUACAUUAUUUCUCAGCGAUUGAGGUCAAAUUUUAGGCCUGCGACCAACAUUGGGGGUUGAGGGGAGGUGUGGACAGAUUUCAAAGCAGAAUUCUGGCCAAGGGAGCUUGGAACUUGUGCCUCGGCUCCAGAUGGCCCGGUGAAGGACUUCUGGGAGAGAAGCUGAGAGCAGCCACCUGACAGGAGAGGAGGGAACCAAUUGGUUCUCAGGAGCCACCACACCAGUCAGCCAUGGUGAGCAGCCUGCCAGGCAGCAGGUGCCUAGCACGCCAGAGGAACCCGCGCGCGCAGUCAUUUCCUCCCCUGCAGCUUUGGACUUCAGUCAGGAGCUUUCUCUCUCCUAUUCUAAGCAAAAAUGGUUAAGGCCAACUGAUUAUUGAGACCCCCUCCCCCCGCUCAAAAAAAAGUAAGACACUUUAUUUCAGUAACUGCUUCUCCUCCCUGAAGCAGCGACAAGCUGGCUUUCAACGGCGCUCUCCCCUUUGGUAUGGGGUCAGCAGAAGGGUGUUUCGUCUUCAGCGAGUGGGAAACCCCCUGUCUUCAGUGUGUUCUGCCCACGGGGAUGGGGCACUGUGGAUUUUGGUUUUGAAGCUUGUCCAGAGUCACUCAAGAGAGACAAAGCCGCCAUUCUACUGUGUGCUACCCAACACCCACCAGCAAACUUCAGAAGACAAAGAGGGAUAUCAGAUGGCUUCAGGGAGUGACUGGUGAAUGGUUUGAAGAAAUUCAAAGAAAAAAGUUUUGCAACGAAACAGAUGUUAGCCAGAUGUUAAAACAACCACUUACAUACAGGCUAAGGAAGGAGAUGGCAAAAAAUGAUCCAAUAGAAUUACCUACAUCAAGAUCUAAAAAUGUAACUAAUCAAAAGAAGCCAACACCUUUUUCUUCCCGGAUGAGCUUCAGGUCGUCAUUUGCUUCCCUGUUCUCAUUCAGGAAAUCUGGAAAGGAGACUUCAAAGCUUCCAUCGCUGGGACAGAAAGGAUGCGACGGCCACGCAGGACCUCCCGUGCCUGUGAGGGGAGCUGCUGUGCAGACAAAAAUAUACAGUUCACCUCUGGAAAAUCAACUAGUUGACAGUGCAUUUGUCCCAAAGCCAGCAGUCAUGAGGGAGGAGAGUGGCAUGCCUCCGCCGUGGGAUGCUUCACUGCUGGAGAAUGAGUUUUUCCAAGUUUUAGAUGACUUGGAUAGCAAAUUGGCUCAGGAACAGUCUGCAAGCUCAGUGAAUACCAGAACACCCCUCAACUAUGGAUCAAGGACACAGUUCAGUCACUUUUAUUCCAGUGGUAGCAGACAUGGUAAUAUCACAGAAAGGCACAAAAAACACUAUAAUGAAACUUCCAAUAUGUCUAUCUAUGACAUCCUAAGACCAGGAACUCCUAGGGAAGGUUAUAAAACCUUUUCUCCUAGGACAAGGACAAUUUAUGAUAUGUACAGGACAAGGGAGCCCAGAGUCUUUAAAGAAGAUUAUGUGCAAAAGAAUACUUUUGGAAGUACUUCGCUGUGUUUUGACAGCAGACAACGGUCGGCCUUACCAGCCACAGGGCAUUUCACAGCAAGAAGCUUACAUUUUCCAGCCACAGCUCAGAACAAGAGUGGGUUUAUACCACCAAGGCACCAGCAGAGUCCAAAGAGAACUCCUUUAUCAUCCAUCAUAUGGAACAGAUCGGAUUCCUCUAGAGAUAGGGAGAACCAGGAAGAGUUCCUGAGGGCACCAUCACCAAUGGAAAUUGAUCCUGCUGACAAGUAUGUGUAUCCCAGGGGUUUUCAGGAGAAUAGGAGAUAUGAAUCGUACCAUUCACAGAAUGUUUACCAACGUGUUAGUUUAAAUGUUCCCAUGGAGAAUGCAAUGAGUCCUGACACUUUUGAGAACUCAGAGAAUAUGCCAUUCUACCAUCAAAGCAACCCAUUUGCCAGGUCUUUCUUCAGCAAUACCUUUGGACGAAGCGGAGAACAGAGGAGGUUUGGACAAAGUCCUUUUUGGAGCCAACAGAAAGGACAUUCUUUCUGGUCUGACUUUCAUCAAAGCAGGCAAUCAUUCAGUUCUUCUGACAGAGACUUUGAAAUGAUUUCCAUGGAAGCAAAUAGUGCAUCAGCCAUUCAUGGCCAUAGUGUUUCUUCUGAACACUGGGAAUCAUUUUCUUCUGGUUAUGGAACAGAUGUUUCCAGAGUCCCAGAAGAGCCACAUCCCUGGCAGUUUGAUUUUCAGACAUCCACACUGGAGAGCAUGGCGGUAUCACAUGGUAAUGAGACCAAAUUGACUUCUCAUUUUGGCACACCAAAUGUUUGCUCCAUGACUGGUUCAAGCUAUCACGUCAAAUCCGGUGAGUUGGUAAGCCAACAGGACAGUUCUCCCGUAGAAGUACAUAUAAACAAAGAAGCUUCCUCAUUUGGAAUUGCUCAGCCUCUAGCAUCCUCAUUCAAAACUUCCUUUCCCCAGACUUCUGAUGACAGAAGGAAUCCUCAGAGUCCCAACUUGCAGAAUCCCACAGUCACUUUGCAGAAAAUUAUUCCUAAUAAGCCUGCCUCUCAUCCAAUGAGAAGCCAUACAGAAGUCACUGUGACCAACAGCAAUUCAAUUGACUCUCUGCCUCUUGCCAAAAGCCAGCCCAUUAUCUUGGUCACAGAAGUGAAUAAUGAGAAAGACUUAAAUGAAUCUAUUUCAGAAGAAGAUAAACAGCUAAGCAAGAUGGACCAGACAAACAAGGUAGGUGAAGUACCCCAACCUGUUUCACAGAGAGGGAUCUUAAACUCUUUACCUGAUUUUCAAAAUCCUUUCUCCCAGGACUCAGCCAAGAGCAACAGAUUUGGUUUUAGUGCAUCUACCACAAUAAGUUCAAAAAAGUCACCCAGAGUCUUUUCCAGGAAAGAUACCUCCAAAAUGUAUACACCACACAAAGAUAAAUCCAAUGACAUUAAACAAGAUAAGAGGUUUACUGAGAACAGAAAACUUGGCUCAACGGCUUCCCUUCCUUUCAUUCAGGAACACAGAACACCACCAUCUUUCCCCAGGACAGACCAAGGUUGUCACCAGGAAUUAACUGUAAGUAAUGAAGAUAUUUCAAGCAUUAUUACAACCAACCACUGGAGCUCUGCACCAACUGAUAUUCAAAAUGCACAGUCUCCAGAAAAGCCUGUUAUUUUAGAUACUGAGGGAGAACAAUGUGCCACAAUUCAUUCUACCAACUGCGGCAAGUUGACUGCUGGCCACAAGACCUUGUGUGAUUCUUUAGAUCUGUCAUCAGCUGCACUACCAGAUUCCUCACCAUCAAAUAAUUCUUCCCUUGAUGCUCCUGUGGUUCCAUCUACUACAGUGUUCUCCAGGAGAAGUCCUUCAGACAAAGAUCCAUCGCUAGGAGAAAGAGAAGAAAAAGACAAUGCUGGGAAGAACCAAAAGAAUCAGUUUAUUUUAAGUCACUCAGAAAACCAAGAGAGAAAUGAUAGUCAUGUGCCUACACAUGAUGAAGUGGUUGAUGUCAAAUGCCAUUCACACUCUCCUUUUAGGAAUGAAAGAGGAAAAGGAAAAAUAAGGCAUCAUAUAUCCUGUAUUGAAAAGUUAAGCAAAACAGAAAGUAUAUCAGUACCCACCAGUGAUCACAGGAGCCUCAUUGAAGCAAAUCAAAGCAAUUCCAAAGUUUCUGAGCUUGACACAAUUUAUUGUACCUUGCCAAGAAAAUCAAACAGUUUUCUCGUACAUGGCAGGCAGUCAGGAAGUAAAAUAAUGGCUGCUUCACUGAGGAAUGGGCCACCUCCCUUCCAAAUCAAAAAUAAUGUGGAAGAUGCAAUGGGGAACCAUACAUUAAACAAAUUUAGUCCCAGUUCUCCUGAGUCAGCGAAUGAAUGUUCCAAAGUCAUUUCAGACGCAGCCCUGGAAGCACCUGAAGCCACAGAGAGAAUGACAAAUGUAAAAAGCAGUGGCUCUACUUCCAUUAGAAAAGGACCCCUUCCAUUCCUCAUUAACAGGGCUACGUCGUCUCCCUCAGGGGAGCCACAUGCCUCAACUGGAAGAGAAGAAAGAAAAAAGCCAUUGACCUCAGGCACGGAUGCUUCUGAGCUAAUGCCAAGGGCUUGGGAGAGAAUCAUUAGCCCUGUGGAAAGUGACUCAUCUGUUAGAGAUUGUUCUUUAACCAAACAACACCACCGAAAGGAAAACUCCCAAGAAUGCACUGAGAAAGAGGGUAAAAUGGCUGCCUCCAGGAGAAGUGUACUUGCCCUUUCAAAUGAAGACCCUUUACCUUUUUGUUCAGACUUGUCAGGAAAAGAACGUGGGAAAACAUUACAUAAAGUUAAGACAACUAGUACAUUUUCUGUUUCUGGUGAUGACGACAAUGUAAAAUGUCUGGAAGUGGUCUCAAUAUAUUAUACUCUACCAAGGAAACCCAGCAAAAAAUUCUGUAACCUCCUUCAACAGUAUGCACAAAAUACUAAUUCACUUACAGAAUCACCUCAAGUGGAGACUGAAACAUUUCCUAAUGCUUUAGAAAAAGACGAACAGAAUUAUUUUACACGAGAGCAGUCAGGAACACCGUCAUGUGAAAAUCUAAAGAUGUCAGUCAACUCUGAUCAGACGCUCACCUCUGAAAAUAUGACUGCCUUCCGAUUAUCAAAUAGGGGGCCCCUAGUGCCUACAUUACAGGAAAUGGCUUCUGUUGAGGCAGCUGUUUCUCUUCCUGAAGAGGAAUCUAAAGCUAGAGAGAUUUUUUCAGAUAAUUUAGCUAAAGCACCUCUAGGUGAUUCAGAAAACAAGAAAGAAAAAGGUAAAAAACUGCAAAGUGAAACCCUGCAUACUUUAUUGAUGCCUCAGAGAAAAAAUGUUUCCGAAGAAAAAUCUGAAAAUUGUCAACAAUCCAUUAAUUCAAGUAACAGUGGUCCCUCUAGUCUUCCAGCUCUUUCAGAAGUUAAUAUUGGAAAUUCCCAAGCCAGAAGAAAUUCUUGGGAGUGUACAGGGAGUGGUAGAGCCAUUCCUUUUACUGGAAGUGGGAAGUGUCCUCAGAAAGAUCACACAUCCACAACUGUAGGUGAUGGCUCCAGUGGAUCACAGCCUAGGGAAGGCAGAGGGGACAUCGGAACCAACUGCCAAAAAAUGACUAAUAAAACACUUUCUCACUCAGAGAGUCAAGUCUUUGCUCUUACUCCAGCAUUGCAUAAACUACAGCUUGGUGAGGAGACUCAGUCAGAUGAACUAAAUUUAGAGAGUCUGCAGUCUGAACCCAGAGAAUUACCUCGAAGAAGUCAGGAGGCAAAUAUGACAGAGAGCAGGAAGGCUGAAGAUGAAAUGCAGAAAUCAGCUUGGGAUCAACCUUCACUUCCUGAAGGAAACAAUAAAAAUAAAACCAACUCUGAUGACCUAGUAAAGGGGGAAAAUAGAUCUUCAGUUAAACACAGAUUGGCAGUCAUGUCUAAAGCAAACAGAAAAUUCCCAGCUAAAGAUGUAAGCCCCAGAAGACAUGUAGCUACUAUCUUCCCCCAAAGUGGAAGCAGAUCUGGCUUUGACCAUUUAUCUCUUGGCACAGUGGAGUGCAACCCACUGUUCCCUGAGCCUACUCCAAAAUCUGCAGAGUCCAUAGGCGAAAGCAGGUUGAGUGAGGAUGGAAAGCAUGUGAAGAAAUCUGAGAACCCUAUCCCCAUUACUGUACUACCCAACAGAGAACCCUCUACACACAUCAGCAACCAGAAGUCUAACAGCAUUUCACAACGACAUCAGAACGAGUUUAAAAAUGUCUCAGAAUCACCAUCAAAGCAUGAGAUUUCUAAAGAUGUCACAGUAGCUGAGAAUUUAGAAAGAGAAUCAGGAGCCCCAUCCCCCAUCACAUUCACCAGCCUCAGGGAAGCAGAAUUCUCUGACGAUCAGAGGAGGCUGAGCCCUCCUUUUCCACUGGAGCCUGCACAGAAAUCUAGAGUAAGCAUCCCACUGGCCAGUUUGCGGCGGCAACAAAGGAGUGCUUCAUCUCUGGAGUGGGAACCUGAGCCACACCUCUAUCGUUCAAAGAGUUUAAAAAACAUUAAUGUGCAUGGCGAUCUACUACGAAAAAGUCAUCCUCCAAAAGUCAGAGAGCGCCAUUUUUCUGAAAGCACGUCUAUUGACAAUGCCCUGAGUCGACUGACACUUGGAAAUGAAUUCUCUGUCAACAAUGGGUACAGUCGAAGAUUCAGAUCUUUUUCUGAACUCCCCUCCUACGAUGGAAAUGAAAGUUGGGCUUAUCGCAGCGGUACAAAAACAGGUCCCAGGUCUGCAACAUCUAUAUACAGACCUAUCGACUAUGGGAUCUUUGGGAAAGAACAACAAUUAGCUUUCUUAGAGAAUGUAAAGAGGUCACUUACACAAGGAAGAUUAUGGAAACCAAGUUUUCUUAAGAACCCUGGCUUCCUAAAAGAUGAUUUGAGGAACCCUCCCAACCCCUCAGAGUCGUCAAGCUCAAAUUCUCCCAGUAGUCAGAUGCCAGAAGAUGGCUUAUCUCCAAGUGAACCGCUUAAUAUCUAUGAGGAUGACCCAGUGGACUCAGAUUGUGACACAGACACAACCACAGAUGAUGAAUACUACCUGGAUGAAAAUGACAAAGAGUCAGAACUGUGAGGCUUUUUCAUUAAAAUGCUUUACCUUUUUCACCAAAAGCUUAUAAUGGAACUGAGGUGUAUGUGUGCAUGUACAUGGGAGGAUAAAAGAUCUAGUCUGGGCAGUGUCUGCUCUGAAAUGUCCCACAUCUCCUUUUUUUCCUCCACACCCUAUAUAGAUACUUCCUGAAUGUUAGAACAAUGAAUUCUUGUUUUGGGAUAGUCUCUGCUAUUUUCUCUCUCUGUAAAUGUUCUUAGCCUGCCUUUCUACCACUCCCACUUAAUCCCUAAUUCACUGUCUGAUUUGGGCUUUCUACUUUACUUCCCUCCUAACAUUUUUCAUCUUUAAUUGUGAUUUACAACCCUAAUAUCCCAGGCACACAUACAAAACUUACUAAUUACCCCGCAGAACUGUGAAACUCUGUAUGGCUUCUUCCAGUCCACACCCUAUACUCAUGACAUUAAAUAAAAGGUAGGGAUGAUAACAGUGGGGUAAAUAUUAUCAUCCUGUUUGACUCAUGAACAUUUAUGAAGUUUAAGGUGAUGAUCUUCUCUUUCAAACAAAGAUAAAGGAAUUUUUUUUUUAACCUGAGAAACUGCAAAAAGGAAAAAAAAAAAAAA